GCGAUGAAUGAAUGAAACGCAAACACUGGACAACCAUGGACAAGCUUGGAUCGAUCUCGGGGUCGUGGAAUGGAAAGGACGUCGUGUCCACGGAGCAGUUUGAUGCGACCAACGUGAGAUUCUUGUUCCAAGUGGCGGACCGGAUGAAGGAAAUGGUGGCGCGCCAAGGCACCGACGACACCCUUCGCGGCAAGGUGUUGGCGAAUGUGUUCUUUGAGCCGUCGACCCGCACGAGCUGUUCGUUCCAAGCGGCCAUGGUGCGCUUGGGCGGUGCUGUCGUGUGUGUCAACGAGUCGUCGUCGAGCAGCAAGAAAGGCGAAACGCUGUCGGACACGAUCAAGUGCCUCGAAUGCUACACGGACCUCCUCGUGCUUCGUCAUCCUGUCCUGGGCGCCGCCGCCACCGCAGCCGCCGCCAGCUCCAAACCCAUCAUCAAUGCCGGGGACGGUGUGGGCGAACACCCGACGCAGGCGCUGUUGGACCUGUACACGAUCUACCAGGAAGCCAAGCUCGCCGACUUGGACUUGUCCGGGAAAGUCAUCACGAUGGUCGGCGACUUGAAGAACGGGCGCACGGUGCACUCUUUGGCCAAGUUGCUUGCCCAUUUCAAUGCCAAGCUCAACUACGUCGCUCCUGAAUCGCUCAAAAUGCCCAAGUACGUGGUGGACGCGCUGGCCGCCCAGGGCGUCGUGCAGCGGGAAACCACCGACUUGGACUCGGUGCUGCGUGAAAGCGAUGUGUUGUACAUCACGCGCAUCCAAAAGGAACGCUUCGACACGGUUGAGGAGUACGAUGCCGUCAAGGAUAGCUUCCGCAUCACACGCGCUACACUUGAAAACGCCAAGGCCACGGCCAUCCUCAUGCAUCCGUUGCCCCGCGUGAAUGAAAUCGAGGUCGACGUUGACAGCGACCCCCGUGCAGCGUACUUUCGUCAAAUGGAGUACGGCAUGUAUGUCCGCAUGGCCAUCUUGGCGCUCGUCGUGGGUCGCGCCUAGACUGUCCUGUAGUUCCUUGUAAUGGACAUCUUCAUCGACACCACACUUCCUCUUUAGAGUGCAAUGGGACAUCAUUAUCCGGAUCUACGAGUGGAUCAUCCGGAUAACCAUCCCC
Aphanomyces astaci is the source of this 1110-nucleotide messenger RNA. Its product is annotated as aspartate carbamoyltransferase. NCBI's taxonomy places the organism in Eukaryota, Oomycota, Saprolegniomycetes, Saprolegniales, Verrucalvaceae. The coding region runs from base 12 to 995 and encodes 327 amino acids. Gene Ontology annotation, molecular function: aspartate carbamoyltransferase activity; amino acid binding. The transcript has 8 exons. The record is from RefSeq and is a predicted model, not a curated record. Gene Ontology annotation, biological process: amino acid metabolic process; 'de novo' pyrimidine nucleobase biosynthetic process.